AUGGAGGAAAAUAUAGCUACUGAAGGCCAAACUUCAAAAGAAGAAGAAGAUCUACUACGUAGGAGUAAUAAGAGAAAUAAAGAUGGAGAUAGGGUGUUUACUGAAUCACAGUCUAGGGUUCCUAGACAUGAAUCUUGGAUGGUUGACGACGGUAAUAAAAAGAUGACUUGGCGAGAGAUGCUCAUGCAACACAAUGGUGAAACAGAUGACUGGGAAGGAAUGGAUUGGAGUUUGGAAGAAAAUGUUGAUCAAAGUGCACCUGCGGAGGAAGAGGAUGUGAAUUAUGGUGGGAUUAAAAUGUGGACAGAGGAAGAUGGUAGAACUCAUUUUGGUUGUACUAGAAAAGCAAGAACAAGAAUGCUGAAGGUUUGGGAAAAAGCUCUCAUUGUAAAACUACUUGGAAGGAAUACAGGAGUGGCUUUCAUGAAAAAGAAGAUUGAAAUACUAUGGGCUAGAGCUGGAAAGAUUAACGUUACAGAUGUAGGUAAUGGAUUCUAUGUGGUGCAAUUUAGCAACAAAGAUGAUCUUCUUUUUGCUCUAAAUGGUGGUCCUUGGAUUAUUUUUGGCCAUUAUUUAUCACUCCGACGUUGGGAGCCAGCUUUUAGACCAAAUGCUGCAAGUGUGAUGAAGAUUGCAGCUUGGGUGCGAUUACCGGGUAUCCCACUGGAGUAUUAUGAUGAAGCCUUUUUCCGCCGUAUUGGUAACUGGCUAGGUAAAAUGUUGAAGAUCGAUAAGACAACUAAUGAGCAUGUAAGAGGACAGUUUGCUCGAAUUUGCGUGCAACUGGAUCUUGCUCAGCCUUUGAAGGGUUAA
Molecule: messenger RNA, 813 nt
Organism: Gastrolobium bilobum
Lineage: Eukaryota; Viridiplantae; Streptophyta; Magnoliopsida; Fabales; Fabaceae
Exons: 1
Coding region: 1-813 (270 amino acids)
Source: RefSeq, a predicted model, not a curated record